This is a messenger RNA of Cavia porcellus (domestic guinea pig), 2550 nucleotides long. It is a transcript of the gene Blk, whose product is annotated as BLK proto-oncogene, Src family tyrosine kinase. Bases 665 to 2311 code for a protein of 548 amino acids. The transcript is spliced from 14 exons. Gene Ontology annotation, biological process: cell differentiation; innate immune response; protein phosphorylation. Gene Ontology annotation, cellular component: extrinsic component of cytoplasmic side of plasma membrane. The record is from RefSeq and is a predicted model, not a curated record. Gene Ontology annotation, molecular function: non-membrane spanning protein tyrosine kinase activity; signaling receptor binding; ATP binding. NCBI's taxonomy places the organism in Eukaryota, Metazoa, Chordata, Mammalia, Rodentia, Caviidae.
CAAGGCUGAGCGAAUGCUGCCCCGGCUCCCACAGGUGGCUGGCACAGGCAAGGCCUGGGCUCUUUGCCUGCAAGACAAGCAAAGUGCUCUGUAGUUGGUUGGAGGUUUUCCAGAUUUGCCAGGCCUACCAGACUUGGUGUGGGAAAUUUCUAGCCAGGCCACUGAACCAAAACCUUUCCAGAUGAAGUAGAUGUCUACUAGAGAAACCUCUGGGGGGCGGAGGGGCACCAUAACCAGCGUGGCCCAAGGCCAGCGGAAGAUCAUCUGCUUGUGGGCCUUUCUUUCUGGGGAAGAGCCGCCGUGGGAUCCAGUGGGAUCCAGUGGGAUCCAGUCCAGCCCACAGAGGACUUCACAGUGCCCACAGGAGAGGGCUCACGUUGACCAGCUCCUGAGUGGCAGCCGCUGGAGCUCUGAUCACAGACAGGACGCUGACGCCACUACCCACUGCCACAGGAAGCCUCGAGCUACACCAACUGAUCCAGAGGAGACAGAUCCUCCUGGGGAUGGGCUUUCUCUUUAGACCUGCUGCUUACAGCCAGAAGGGCGCUGACCUCUGACGAGCCACGGGGAGCAGUCGCUGAAGCCCUGCGAGGGGCCAAGGGCUCCCCACUGCAACUGAGGACCCAAGGCCUCGUCCCAGGUCUGCCGUGUGCUGUCCCGCGGGAUGGGACUGCUAAGCAGCAAGAGGCAGGUCCCCGAGAAGGGCAAGGCCUGGAGCCCUGUGAAGGCUGGUUCCCAGAGCCAGGCUCCCCCACCGCUGCCACCCCUGGUCGUCUUUAACCACCUUCCCCCUCCACCUCCUAAUGAACACCCAGACCAAGGAACCAUGCACGAGUCCUGUAGUGUGCCUGAGCCAGUGAGAUUAAAGUCAAGACUUUAUAAUCUGGAAACCAAAACCAAGAAAAGAGUCCCAGGAAGGAUAGGCGGAAUCACUCAGCCCCAGGAUUCAGGGCUCCUCUGUUCCACGGAGGACCAUUACGUGGUGGCCCUGUACGACUACGCUGCUGUGAACGACCGGGACCUGCAAAUGUGCAAGGGGGAGAAGCUGCAGGUCUUGAAGGAGACUGGGGACUGGUGGUUGGCCAAAUCACUCAUCACCGGAAGAGAGGGCUACGUGCCCAGCAACUUCGUGGCCCCUGUGGAGACCCUGGAAGUGGAAAAGUGGUUCUUCAGGUCCAUCAGCCGGAAGGAGGCCGAACGGCAGCUGCUGGCCCCGCUGAACAAGGUCGGCUCCUUCCUCAUCAGAGAAAGUGAGACCACCAAAGGGUCCUUCUCCCUGUCUGUGAAGGAUGUCACCGCCCAAGGGGACAUGGUCAAGCACUAUAAGAUCCGAUCCCUGGAUGAAGGGGGUUACUACAUCUCCCCCCGGACCACCUUCCCCUCCCUCCAGGCCCUGGUGCAGCACUAUACCAAAAAAGGAGACGGCUUGUGCCAGAGGCUGACCGCACCCUGUGCGACCAUGGCUCCGCAGAACCCCUGGGCCCAGGACGAGUGGGAAAUCCCCCGGCAGUCCCUCCGGCUGGUGCGGAAGCUGGGGUCUGGGCAGUUCGGCGAGGUCUGGAUGGGUUAUUACAAAAAUAACGUAAAGGUGGCCAUCAAAACCUUGAAAGAGGGAACCAUGUCCCCCGAAGCCUUCCUGGGUGAGGCCAAUCUGAUGAAGACCCUGCAGCACGAGCGGCUGGUCCGUCUGUAUGCUGUGGUCACCAAGGAGCCCAUCUACAUUGUCACCGAGUACAUGGCCCGAGGGUGCCUGCUGGACUUCCUGAAGACAGACGAAGGCAGCAGGCUGUCACUCCAGAGACUGAUAGACAUGUCGGCCCAGGUCGCUGAAGGCAUGGCGUACAUCGAGCGCAUGAAUUCCAUCCACCGAGACCUACGGGCAGCCAACAUCUUGGUGUCCGAGGCCCUGUGCUGCAAGAUCGCGGACUUUGGCCUGGCCCGCAUCGUGGACAGCGAAUAUACGGCCCAGGAGGGGGCCAAGUUCCCCAUCAAGUGGACCGCCCCUGAGGCCAUCCACUUUGGGGUGUUCAGCAUCAAAGCAGAUGUAUGGUCUUUCGGCGUCCUUCUGAUGGAAAUCAUCACCUAUGGGCGUGUGCCCUACCCAGGCAUGAGCAACCCCGAGGUCAUCCGCAACCUGGAGCGUGGCUACCGCAUGCCAUGCCCCGACACGUGCCCGCCCGCGCUCUACCGCGACGUAAUCUCCGAGUGCUGGCGUGGGCGCCCCGAGGAACGGCCCACCUUCGAGUUCCUGCAGUCGGUGCUGGAGGACUUCUAUACAGCCACCGAGGCCCAGUACGAGCUGCAGCCCUAAUGCGACCGCCUGGACCUCAGAGGAGCAGGGAGGGGACAGCAGGGGGCAGAAGCGACAGCUGCCUGUGCGCCCUGGACCAGCUCCCUGUAGCUCUGUGCUUCGAUUUCUCCUCUGUGGGAGGGGAGGACCGAGCGAUGACUUAGCCCAGCACUGGUCGCACCAGGAUCGGCCCCCGGCGGCCUGCCAUAGGUGCGCCUCCGUGACUUGGGGACGACUGCAAUAAAGCCCGCGAGACUGCG